CGUGGUUACCGGAGCAGGUGAAGAAAGAGGAUAUCUCACGCUAGAGUGGCCAAUAUUACAAGCUAACGUUAGCUAGCACAAUGCUUUGAUGUGACACAUUGAACGACAGCUACUGCUAGCAUCAUUUAGCUACUUACUCAAUGGUCCACCCGGUCCGAUUCCCUGAUCUUUGGCAGGUGGCGUGCCGCUCUGUCUCUCGAAGUUCCCCGGGUUGGAGAAAUAAUCCCUCAGCCGUGGGAGCUCCCUGCCCGCCUCCAGGAGCUCCGUGUGGAACUCCAAGGCCGUGAGGAUGUACUGAUCGCGCAAUAGCUGAGCGGCAAUGACAUCCACAGACACCCGUGUCUCGGCACCGCCUGCUACAGCUGAGGUAGCCGCGGAAGAGAUGCCCUCCCCGUUUGGGCUCGUUCGGUUGACGCUGGACAGCAACAGCGUCGGAGGCUCGGCGUCCGCGGACGGAGAGAAUGGGUUUCCCGGCGGUGGUCCUGGAGCCCCGUCACUCGGGCUGCGCUCUGUGUCAACUGUCUCGUUGGGUCGCCGUUCACUCUCCUCCUCGGAAUCACUAAGAUUAAAUGGGUUCACCGACGCCAUAUUUGCACUAAAGGAGGCUGUAGCUAUCUAGGCUAAGCUAAUGAGACCUGCUUCCUGAAUGGAUGACAAGCUAGCUGGGAGAGGAAUCUCGCGUUCAUUCUUAUUGGCUGUCUCAUGUCACGUGAUAUUGGUUCCGAUUUCCUUGACGUAGACUACUGAUACUCACACAUCAGGUGAUGUGAAAAUAGUUGUUAAAAAAUUAUCUGUCAUUCCUCUUAUUUAAAAAAAUACAUUAUUUCGCUUAGUCUAUUUUAAUGUCAAUGUUACAGCAAGUGCAAACCGCGCCCAUUUAUGAAUCCGGAAGUUGAUUUCAUCCCGUUUAGCAGGCAUUCGACUCAUCUCUCUUCUCUAGAAGAUCUUUGUGAGUGGUCCAUCCAGCUGUGAUUGGUCAGAUUUCCUACAACUACCCACAAUCCCACUGGGUAUCAACGAGUCACAACAAGGAAGUGAGGGGACUACAGUAAUCUUAUUAAGUAGGACAGAUGGUUUUCGUAAAAGCACGUAUUUAGGGAUCAGACCGAGGGUGUCUUGUAACCUGGAGUGUUUCUCUGUGAAUAUACGUUGUUUGGCUAUUUACAAACAUAAAAUGUAACCAAAAUAAGAGCGACGAACUGUUUUCCCGAGUGCCUCCCCAUUCAUUCGGAUUUAUGAAGUUGAACACAGACUCCAUGUGGUGUUGACGGACCCCCCAAAAUGAAGAUGAUCACCUUUUUUCUGGUGGGACUGACAGUCCAUGUCAUCUUCUUCCUGUCCAUUUUUGACAUCUACUUCACGUCUCCUUUAGUCCAUGGCAUGACUCCCAUGGCCACGCUUUUGACACCACCUGCUUCCAGGCUGGUGCUCAUCGUGGCCGACGGUUUGAGAGCGGACAGCCUCUUCGCUCUGCUCCCGAACGGCUCAUCCAGAGCUCCUUACUUGAGGAGUGUCGUCGAGGAGAAGGGUACCUGGGGUGUCUCCCACACGCGUGUUCCUACAGAGUCCCGCCCUGGCCAUGUUGCGCUCAUUGCUGGCUUCUAUGAGGACGUUAGUGCCGUUGCUAAAGGUUGGAAGGAAAAUCCUGUGGAAUUUGACUCCGUGUUUAAUGAGAGCAGACAUACUUGGUCCUGGGGAAGCCCUGAUAUCCUGCCCAUGUUUGCAAAAGGUGCUAGUGGAGACCACGUGUCCACCCACACAUAUCCAGCAGCGGAGGAAGACUUUGCCUCCACAGAUGCUUCCAUGCUGGAUAGCUGGGUGUUCACUCAAGUCAAAUUGUUUUUUCAAUCUGCAAAAUCAAACUCCGCUUUGAUGGCCAGUCUGCUCCAGGAUAAGAACGUCUUUUUUCUGCAUCUGCUGGGCCUUGACACAAACGGACAUGCUCACAGACCGAUGUCACAGGAGUAUCUAGACAACAUCGGCCUAGUGGACUCUGGUGUGUCUGAACUGGUGUCACUGGUAGAAGACUUCUUCGGCCACGACGGCAGGACCGCCUACGUGUUUACGUCAGAUCACGGCAUGACCAACUGGGGUUCUCACGGCGCCGGGCACCCCUCUGAGACUCUCACCCCAUUAGUGGUUUGGGGGGCCGGAGUGCAGAGUCCCCACAAAGUGACUGAAAGUCAGAUUUAUCAUGAUGGAUACUUGCAAGACUGGAAACUGGAGCACCUAAGAAGGGUUGAUGUCAAUCAGGCUGACAUCGCCCCUCUUAUGGCAUCUCUCAUCGGUGUACCCAUUCCCGUCAAUUCUGUUGGUGUGUUACCUCUUCACUACCUGAACAACACGGAUCGCUUCAAAGCGGAGUGCAUGUACACUAACGGCAUUCAAAUACUGGAGCAGUUCAAGAUGAAAAUGAAGCAGAAAAAGGAGACAACCUUGUCUUUCCUCUUUACGCCUUACAAACCGCUGACUCAGCCGAAACAAGCUGAAUUUAUCCAUAAAGCGAGAAUCCUGAUGCAGCUGGAAAAGUAUGGAGAAGCUAUCUCCCUCUGCCAGUCUCUAAUAUCCCACGCCCUGGAAGGCCUCAUUUACUACCACACCUACGACAGGUUUUUCUUGGGUUGCAGCGUAGUGCUGGGAUUUGUAGGCUGGACCUCGUACGUCGUCCUCGUCAUCCUCAAGACCCACGCCAGCCUCAACAUGCACCCCGAUAUCCUCACCCAGAAUCCCAGUCCUACCCUGCUGAGGUUGUGUUUGAGCGUCGCCGUGGUGAUCAGCGUAUUCCUGCUUGUCCAAAGGAGUCCAAUCACAUACUACGUCUACUGUCUGCUGCCAGUACCUGUGUGGUACUCUGUUCUUAAAGAGUCCAAAACACUAAAAGACUUGAUUCAAUCAGCUCAUUCCUUUCCACUGUGGAAAUGUUUUGGCUACUUUGUGUUGGUUGCAUUUGGCAUUGAGCUGCUGGUGGUGAGUUUCUUCCAUCGCGCCAUGCUGACAGUGGGUUUGGCUGCGCUCUCCCUGUGGCCGAUGCUUACAGGGCUUUUUGGGAAGGCUAAGUUCCGAUCAUUGAGCUGGUUUCUGGGCUGCUUGUGUUUGGCCGCAUUCCCUCUGAUGCCUGUAGUGGGAAGAGAGGCUAACAUAAAUCUAGUGACAUGUGCUGGCCUCCUCACUCUCUUCACAUCAUCCUGUUUCCUCUGGCCGUCACACAACAGGACCCCGCUUCACCCAAGUGAUAAACAGCAGUUCAUCAUCCAGAUGCUGCAUGUGGCCGUGUGUGCCUACGUGCCGUCCUCCACGCACUCCAGCCUGCAGCAGAAACAGGGUCUGCCUCUUCUCAACCAGAUCAUCAGCUGGGCCACGUUUGCGUCUUCCAUACUUGUUCCACUGAUGAGCUCUACACGUCUAUUCCACCGGCUUCUCAGCAUAUUGCUCUCGCUAACAGCCACCUAUCUGCUGCUUAGCACAGGGUCGGAGGCCUUGUUCCCACCGGUGUUAUCCUGGUUGAUGUUUGUGUGGAUCAACAUUGAACAGGAAGCCAUGAUCGCUGAGGGCUUUUCAGGAAGACAAGAGCUCUCCACGAUUGAUUUCUCUGCCAACAUUGACAUCUCCAAAAUUCGCCAGCUCAAGCUGGACGACAUCCGGCGUUCCUAUUUCUUUGUUUUUUUUAUAAUAACCGCUUUCUUUGGCACUGGGAACAUUGCAUCCAUCAACAGUUUUGACCCUGCGUCUGUUUAUUGCUUCCUGACGGUCUUCAACCCCUUCAUCAUGGGAGGGUUAUUGAUGUGGAAGGUCAUUAUUCCAUUCAUAAUCGUGACGUGCACGUUUGAGACUAUCCAAGUUACAACGCAGCUCUCAUCGAGAAGCUUAUUCCUCAUUGUCCUGGUUAUAUCUGACGUGAUGGCUUUGCACUUUUUCUUCCUGGUGCGGGACAGUGGCAGCUGGUUGGACAUUGGCACAAGCAUUAGCCACUAUGUGAUCGUGAUGUCAAUGACCAUCUUCCUGAUGCUGCUCAGCGUGGUUACACACAUCCUCACGUCAAAGAGACUGCUUCUGUGGAGGAGACGCAAGAUGCAUUUCCCAUGAAUGAACCCACACAGGAAGGAUAUAUGUAGAUUUUGGUCUCAUAUUUAUAGGAAACCGUGGGAUGUCUUGUGUUAAUGUGUUAUGCUAGGCUACAUUCACGAUCACAAUUUCAUCGCUGGAAAAAAAUGGCUCGAUUUACUCAUGUCAAUGUCCCGCCACUGAAGCAUCACGACAAGUGGCCCAAAAAGACGCCAUGGUCAAAUUUCUUGCCUUCUUCCUUCUUAAUUUCUUGCGUGAAAUAAAUAAAAAAUUUGCGAGCAUUUAAAAAAAAAAUUAUUUUACCUUUAUUUACCCAGGUAAGCAAUUUAAGAACAAAUUCUUAUUUACAAAUGCAGCCUGAACAAAGAGCAAAAGCACUAAAAUAAACGAAAUAAAAAUAAAAAAUAAUGUUUUGCGCGAAAUAAAUAAAAAAUUUGCGAGCAUUUUUUAAAAUUUUUUAUUUUACCUUUAUUUACCCAGGCAAGCAAUUUAAGAACAAAUUCUUAUUUACAAAUGCAGCCUGAACAAAGAGCAAAAGCACUAAAAUAACGAAAUAAAAAUAAAAAAUAAUAAUUUUUUGUGCGAAAUAAAUAAAAAAUUUGCGAUCAUUUUUUUUAUUUUACCUUUAUUUACCCAGGUAAGCAAUUUAAGAACAAAUUCUUAUUUACAAAUGCAACCUGAACAAAGAGCAAAAGCACUAAAAUAAGCUAAAUUAAAAAAAAAAAAAAUUUUCUUACACGAAAUAAAUAAAAAAAUUGCGAGCAUUGACACCACCAUGCAGCCAUGGUUACUUCCGUCAACAAAGCGCAGCAUGUGACCUCGUGUCAUAUGCGCAUGCGCUCAAUUCCCAAAAAUGUGGACUAUUAAGGGUACAUAAACAACAUCAUACCCUGCAGUGUGAAUUAGCUAAAAUGUCUCGAGUGCUACAUUAGUACUUAAACUUUUCUAACUAGUCAAUGUUAUUUGCUAAGAAUUACAAUAUAAGUUGUUAGCUUGGUCAUAUUAUAAUCAUAAUUCAUUCAUAAUUCAAGCCUACAACUUUUGCAAAAACUUUUCAUGUUUUGUACAAGAUUAUUUUUGUAUUAACACUUUUCACACUACUACUUGAAUUCGGGAUUUGGACUGACAACUGUGCUGUUUUUUUUGUUUUUUUUACAUAUGUAGUAUUGUUUUGAAGGGAAAGGUUGUAAUGAUUUUCUAAUAGAUGUACUUAAAAUAUGACUACAAAUGAUUGUAAUUAUUCUAACAAAUGAAACACACCUGUUCAAUAUAGGAGAGAAAAUGUAAAAAUGUUUUCUAGUUUUUUUUCUCACAAUGUAGGAUUUAUUGUCAUAUAAUAAUUCUUGAUAUUGAUUUUUAAUUUUUUUUAAUAUUUUAUUGUUAUGUCUUUCUAAAAUACAAUGAUAGAGUGAAGCUGUAAAUUUGCGAAGUGGUGAAGGAUUACUAUAAAAGGUUUUUUGGGGGUUUUGGGACCCCCGCUGCACGUUUUGGAGCGGCCUUUUAUUGUAGCCAAUCUCUACACUAAUCAUAAUCUGCAUGUAUUUUGAAUGAUAAACGCUCACAAUAUUUCUAAUAUAUAUUCAUAUUUUAUAUAUUAAUAUAUUUUUAUUUAUAAUAUAUAAUAUUUAAAUAUAUUUAACAAUAUUUGAGAGUUCAUGAAAAAAUGGGAGCAA
Messenger RNA from Doryrhamphus excisus (bluestripe pipefish), 5735 nucleotides. RefSeq names its product phosphatidylinositol glycan anchor biosynthesis, class N (gene pign). Gene Ontology annotation, molecular function: mannose-ethanolamine phosphotransferase activity. The record is from RefSeq and is a predicted model, not a curated record. NCBI's taxonomy places the organism in Eukaryota, Metazoa, Chordata, Actinopteri, Syngnathiformes, Syngnathidae. Gene Ontology annotation, cellular component: endoplasmic reticulum membrane. Gene Ontology annotation, biological process: GPI anchor biosynthetic process.